GCGCGGCCGUGGCCGCGUCGGGAACGUUGGAGGCGGAUCGGCGGGACGGGCCAAAUAUGGUGCGAAUCGUGUCGAAGAGCCGCUUGUAUUUGUGCGGCGCUCGUCCUGUGAACGAGCUGGGGGCGCUCGACUUGGCGUUCUUAUCGCUCUACGAGUUUUUGCGGUGCCGGCGCGUGGACCUUGCAGUCUGUUUUCGCAGCGAACUAGAGUGGUCGGCGGCUGCCAGUGAGCAGUGCCAGGCGGAGUUGACGCAUUCGGGCUUGCAGAAGGUGCGCAACGCAG
Molecule: messenger RNA, 282 nt
Organism: Prorocentrum cordatum
Lineage: Eukaryota; Dinophyceae; Prorocentrales; Prorocentraceae
Source: the annotation of a GenBank genome assembly